Clonostachys solani is the source of this 3531-nucleotide messenger RNA. The record is from the annotation of a GenBank genome assembly. NCBI's taxonomy places the organism in Eukaryota, Fungi, Ascomycota, Sordariomycetes, Hypocreales, Bionectriaceae.
AUGUUUUCCACAUUCACAGGCAACUCACGGCGCCCACGGAACGUCAACCUUAGCGGGCAGUCAGGAAACCCAUUCACGAAUACCUCAUGGAGUCCUUCCAACACCUCGAAUGCCACCAAGGCAGUUUCCGAUGCUCAAGCCGACCGAGAGAAGCGACAAGCCGAGAGACAGCGUUUAAAGGCAGCUUCCACUAUCCAACGUGUUUGGAAAGGUCAUCAGGAACGGCGACAGGUUUGCGAGCUGCGCCGGAGGUCGUUCGAUAGCAUAUACGGGGCGAAUCAGAAUAAUUCAGAUAUCUCGAACACGCUUCCGGUGGCUUUCAGCCUCCUGAUUUCCUUCUUCUCUCAUCAUCGCAAGGAUGAUGUUGCUCGGCUCGUUCGAUUUGUAAGGAACUGUAGCAAGGCCAGGCUCGAGGACAUCGUGCCACCGGGUGUGCACCCUUCACGGGUCAGUCUAUUUGUGCGGUUUCUCGUCGACGCGUUGAAGGUGAUGGUAGUAGACAAAAAUUGGCCUGAAAUACUCGAACUUCUGUCUUUAUCGAACCGGAUCCUCCAACAACUCCCCGACGCAGUACACGGAUCUGUCGAAUCCUACUAUACCACAUUGGCUAACAUCUGUCAAUUCGACGACGGAGAGUCUACAGUCCUCCCCAUACUGGUAGAUGCCUUCUCAAUCCCACUGCGGGCAGAGUCAAAUCAGGGUGAGCAAGUCUCAACUACUAGAUUAAAACGACAAAAACUAAUCUACCAAGACCUCAAAGAAAAGGCAUAUCGUGCUAUAUACUUUAACUUCUUGACUCGACAAAGCAUUCUCAUCUUCCAGGCGAAUAUCGCAGCAUUCUCUGUUGAUCUUGAUAGGAAGCGCUUAGCAUCAACAAUCAUCAAUGAAUAUCUGGAAACGUUCAGAUCGGUGAGCAACAGUGAGCUUCUGUGGCUUCUCUCCCACUAUAUUGCUGUCUCUCAAAGCUCCAUCAACUCGACAGAUGAAUUUCUUUGUUUAGAGGCUCUGGAUAUACAGCUGUCGGUUUUGAUGGCAGAGAUCAACUCUCGUAUGGAUCUCCGUGUUUCUCCAGACCCACCGGCAGACGAUGAAGCCAACAAUUCGUCAACACAACCUCUAGAGCCCUACGUAAAGGACACCCUGUUAUUUCUGGUCAGCCAAGGUGCCAUUGCCAACCUUUUGCGCAAUUUGACAGACACUCUACUGGACUCGUCUGAUGCUCAGUUGCGAAAAAGCAGCGUCUUCGGCUCUUACAUCUCAACUCUUCUAUUAUGUUUCCCUGGUCAGGCCGACGAUGUCCGCAUGCGACUCUUCCUUGGCUCCGUCCCAACGCCAGAAGGGGAUACGCCGACCGUGAAAUUCUUAUGGAACAAAGUGAAUUCAAGUACCUUGCUCAACAACGUUAUCACGGAAUCGCAAUCACCGAUACGCCUACUUCGGAACUAUGCUAUUGGAAAUCCUCACUCGACGAAUAGUUCAGAGGAAGAGCAAGAGUGGCGAAUUAUUUUGAUUUUCCUGGAAAUCUACAUUUUCGUACUUCGUCUCAGCGAUGACGAUGACUUCAUCAGGGCAAUGCAUCCACACAGGUUUUCCAACGCUGACACUUCCCGCAUCCAAGCCUGUGGGCUGAGGAUAGAGGACCUGGCACGUUUGACGACGUUCCUAAAGAAUACGGCAUUUUCGCUCUACUACCACUCGCACCAAAUCUUCAACACCGCCUCUGAACUUGAGAACUACGCGAGUUCAAGGUUAGGGUCAUAUCUCGAAGGCUCUACGUCCAUAUCGAAGGGAGCCGAUGCGGCACCAUCCUUGGGCAUGUUAGCCAAGUCGGACGUCAACCGACUCAAGGAUAUUGUUACUACUACCAUGAAAAUGUUGUAUGAGAGAGAUUCCCGUCAGCAUUUCCUCCCCGCCAAUCAUUGGUUGAUGACGGACAAAUUAGAUAGCGAGGAUUUUGUCACGGCCGUGAUUGCAGAAGAUGAGCGCCAAGCUCAGGAAGGCGAAGAAGAAAGUGACGAGGACAGUGAAGAGGCGGCACUGGAUGCCCAAUUUGGUCCCACCUUUGAAUUCCGGGGCAUGAGCAGGUUUGCCAACUCUCGUGUUUCGCAUAAUGCGAGACUGGAGAGACUCCGCAUCAAACAGAAACGGCUCCAGAGAGAACGCCGACUUGCAAUCAUUGGUCCUAAACUUGAAGUCUUGAGGCACAUGCCUUUUGUUGUCCCCUUUGAGACAAGAGUCAACCUCUUUCGCCAGUUCAUUAACCUAGAUCGCAUUCGGAGAGACGGGGCGAACUCAGGUUUGCGAUUUGGAUUUGUCCAUACUCCUUUCUCCCGGCACCAAGCGGACAUCCGACGUGGACAGCUAUUUGAAGAUGCCUAUGAGCAAUUCUACAAGCUCGGUGAAGGCUUAAAAGACCCUAUAAGCAUCACCUUUGUUGAUAAAUUUGGAGCACCUGAGGCUGGAAUCGACGGUGGCGGUGUCACAAAGGAGUUCCUCACCAGUGUGACAACGGAGGCUUUCAGCAAUACAGAAGGCAAGCUAGGGAUGUUUACUUCUAAUAACAGAGAACUUCUCUAUCCGAACCCAACCGCUGUGGACACUGUCCGCGAAACGCAACGCCAGGCCGGUCUCAGGGAGUACGACCCAGAAAUGCGAGAAGCUAUUGCAAAACUUCUUCGGCGGUACGAGUUUCUGGGUAGGAUCAUCGGAAAGUGUCUAUAUGAGGGUAUCCUCAUCGAUUUGUCCUUUGCAGGCUUCUUCCUUCUUCAAUGGCCAUCUGCAGGCUCAAGUGAGGGCAACACAUACAAGGGGAGCAUCAACGACCUUCGAGACAUGGAUGAGUCCUUGUAUAAUGGUCUCCUCCAGCUGAAAAACCAGUCAGGGGAUGUAUCAGAGCUAGGCUUUGAUUUCACUAUCACAGAUCAGGUUUCUUCUCCCGGAGAACCAUUCAAGACAGUGACCAGAAACUUGGUGCUAAAUGGUGAUAAGACUCAAGUCACAAACGACAACCGCCUCUUGUACAUCUCGUACGUCGCUCGGCAUCGCCUUGUUGUCCAACCAGCACAACAGACUGCCGCUUUUCUUCGCGGGCUCCGCACUAUCAUCCGCCCUUCAUGGCUAUCAAUGUUCAACCAGUCUGAACUACAACGCCUCGUGGGCGGCGAUUCAUUGGACAUAGAUAUUGAAGAUUUACGGCGCAACACUGUCUAUAGCGGCCUGUACGAAAUUGGCGAUGAUAAACAAGAGCACCCCACAGUCAAGCUAUUCUGGAAGGUCAUGAAGGGUUUUACGGAUGCUCAGCGACGAGAUGUGCUCAAAUACGUGAGCUCGACGCCACGGGCGCCUCUGCUAGGCUUCUCGCAGCUGAGACCCAAAUUUAGUAUCAGGGACGGCGGCAGAGAUGAAAAGCGGCUGCCCAGCACAAGCACAUGUGUCAACUUGCUGAAACUUCCACAGUACAAAACCGAGGCGACGAUGCGGGAGAAGCUUCUGUACGCCAUCACUGCUGGAGCCGGGUUCGAUCUCAGCUGA